Messenger RNA from Oryzias latipes (Japanese medaka), 778 nucleotides. NCBI's taxonomy places the organism in Eukaryota, Metazoa, Chordata, Actinopteri, Beloniformes, Adrianichthyidae. The record is from RefSeq and is a predicted model, not a curated record.
CCGGAAGUUGCGUAAAGCGGGAAGAUUUGGAAAGCGUAAACAAAGGUGCCGACUUCGUUUCUGUGUCUGAUUUCACUCCGAAACGCAAACCAAGAUGUUAAACAAAGCCCCAAAAUUAAAAAGUACAAUCAGAGCAAAAGCGAAAGGCCACAUAAACAUGGGACCUGCGUCAGAAGCGAUGAUUGAAUUGCUCACGUUGCUGUUCUUGAACAGCCUGGCUGAAGAGGCAAAGGCUAAAGCCUUUGAGGAGAGAUCAGCAACGAUCCGGGGUCAUCAUGUUAGAGCCGUCUCAAAGAAAGUUUUGAAAAAGGCAAGAGGAUGAAGACAACAAAGACGUCUCAACGGACAACAGUGCUUUUUGCUUUUCUCCCAUUUUAAUUUUUCUGUUUUAUAAACUUUGUUAUCCAUUUUUCCUUUUUAGAAGUUUUCCAAUGCAAAGUUACUUUGAUUUUUUUUGUUUUUAUAUGUACUUAUGUAAGUGAUUGCAAAGCCUUUUUUGAAACCGUAGAUAACAAAAUAAAACAUAGAAAGCUCAUUCAUUUGUCUGUAGAUGAUGUAAAUAUGCAUUGGGCCGCGUUCGACUGCUCCAUCACGGUUUGCAUCUUCAGCUGCAUGCUUGGCAAACUCUUUGAAUUCCUCACCUUUUCACGCCCUGCAGAUCCUCCGCGCUCCAGAUCACAUCCUGCUGGUUGUCUCUGCAGGGUCUCCGCACUGCCAGAUAUUUGCAUGCUAAACUCCUGACAACACUGCGCUGCAAUAAAUUCAUCUGUUUGCAAAA